AAAUUUAAGGUAAAUUCUGUGUUUAAGGAAGUUGAUGUGGAUGCUUUUAGUAUAGCUAACUGUGAGCACCAUUCAAAAUAUUUAACCCAAUUUCCCAAAAGGGUAACUAUGUUCGUUGCUAACUAAUAACAUAUAGAAGGAAAUGCAUAUUCUAGUGAGUGAAUACCGGUCCUUAUUGUGGAUCGCAUAUAUGCCUAAGGUAGGCCCUAAUUGUAAGCUCAAAAUUAUAUUACAGGUUUAUUGUUGUUCUUGUAUUGUUUAAUGUUAAUGUUCUGGCUAAUUGAGCUCCUUUAUGAAUAUUUAAUGUAGGUGUCCAUUUGUAACAUUCCAUAUUUGCAAUAUUUUGCAUUUGUAAUAAUAUCUAUAUUUCAGUAGAGGAAGGACUAGCUAGGGUUUAGUAAGAAAUAACUCCCCUUACAUGGUAUUGGAACCGUUUCUUUCCGUCCCAUUUUCAUUUUCUCAGGGAGAAAGCCCUUUGUCAUCACUGCCUAAGUGUCCAGUCAAAAGCUUCCAAUCCUGAAUCAUAGAGAAAGCUUUGGAAAUCUAAGUAGAACUAAAGUUGAAUAUGUGAGAUAGACUUGCUCUGUUUCAGUAAUUUGUGAUUUGAAGUCUAUGCAUUAAGGAUUAUCAGGAGCAAUUUCACUGAUCCUAUGGGAAACCUCAAAUCUUGGGACAAUGGAGAUCCAUGUACAUCAAAUUGGACAGGCGUAUUUUGUGCUACAUCAAAUGAUGAAUACCUACAUAUAGAACAACUGCAAUUGUUAAAUUAUAAUUUAUCUGGAGUUCUGGCACCUGAGCUUGGUCUUCUGUCGCAAUUGAAAAUUAUGGAUUUUAUGUGGAAUGCGAUAAGUGGAACUAUCCCAAAGGAGAUAGGCAAUAUUACAUCCUUGAGGCUUCUACUUCUAAGUGGCAACAAGUUAUCUGGCUCUUUACCUGAUGAGAUUGGCAAUCUUCCUAGAUUAAAUAGGUUACAAAUAGACGAGAACCAUAUUUCAGGGCCAAUACCCAAAUCAUUUGCUAAUUUGAGAAAUAUAAGUCAUUUACACAUGAACAACAACUCAUUGAGUGGGCAAAUUCCAUAUGAGCUGUUUACACUGCCAGUCUUAUUACAUCUUCUGGUGGAUAACAAUAAUUUAUCUGGAUUGCUUCCCCCGGAACUUGGAUCGCUGCCAAAUCUGAGAAUCCUUCAGCUUGAUAACAAUAAUUUCAGUGGCAGUUCCAUUCCAGCUUCAUACAGCAAUAUGACAACACUUGUAAAAUUGAGUCUUAGGAACUGCAACUUGCAUGGAACUAUUCCUGAUUUGAGUAGGAUGCCUCAACUUGGCUAUUUGGAUCUUAGUUGGAACAUGUUGAAUGGAUCCAUACCAUCUAAUCUUGCAAUUUACAUAACAACUAUUGAUCUAUCACACAACUUUCUUAAUGGAACAAUCACUUCAACCUUUAAUGGACUUCAUAAGCUCCAACGGGUGUCCCUCCAGAAUAAUCAACUGGUUGGUUCUGUUCCAUCCUCUAUUUGGCAGAGCAGAGCUUUCAAUCCAAAUGACACAUUAAUCUUGAAUUUCCAGAAUAAUUCUCUUACAAAUAUAACUGCUGCUGACUGUCCUUCAAAUGUCACUGUAUUGUUAUUUGGAAAUCCUCUGUGUAUCAAUGCAAGCCAACUCAAUAUAGUUCAUUUAUGUCAACCAAAGAGUGUCAAUCAAACUUCUGAAGGUCCAACAACAUAUCAAAAUACUUGUCCCCCUUGCCCAGUAGAUGAACAUUAUGAGCGCAACCCAUUAUCUAUGUCAUGCCAAUGCUCCCUACCACUCACAGUUGCAUUUCGGUUGAAAAGCCCAGGAAUAUCAGAUUUUCCACCGUAUAUGAAGGAUUUUGAAUCCCAUCUGACCUCACUUUUGCACCUGCUGUCUCACCAAUUGUACAUUGAGUCGUACAUGUGGGAGAGUGGGCCAAGGCUGAAUAUGAGCUUAAAGUUAUUUCCUAAUAGUUCUAGUCUAUUUAAUAGCAGUGAGGUUGUUCGUCUUGCGGGCACCCUAGCUUCAUGGGAAAUUCACAUUUCAGAUGUUUACGGACCAUAUGAGCUUCUUAGCCUCUCGCGGGGGCCCCGUGAAAGUGAUUCUUCAAAAUCAAGGUUAAGUAAAGGUGCUUUGGCGGGCAUUUUGUUGGGGGCUAUUGUAGGUGCUGCUUCUCUAUCUGUGAUGUUAACAGUUCUCAUCAUGAGGAAACAUCCCAGAUAUUACUCCAUUUCAAGGAAAAAAUCUUCUGUGACAACUCUGAAACUCAACAAUGUAAAAUGCUUCACUUUUGAAGAAAUGGUCCUAGCUACAAGAAAUUUCUGCAAAUCCACUCAAGUAGGCCAAGGAGGGUAUGGAAAGGUAUAUAAAGGAACAUUAGAUGAUGGAAGGCUUGUAGCCAUAAAAAGAGCACUAGAAGGAACUUUACAAGGUUCAAAGGAGUUCUUGACAGAGAUAGAGUUUCUGUCAAGGUUGCAUCACCGUAACUUAGUUUCUUUAGUUGGAUACUGCGAUGAACAAAAUGAACAGAUGCUGGUCUAUGAGUUUAUGUGUAAUGGUACUCUACGUGACCACCUUUCUGAGAAGCGAAAUGAAUCUUUGAGUUUCUCGAAGAGGUUGCACAUUGCUCUGGGUUCAGCUAGGGGCAUUCUGUAUCUACAUUGUGAAGCAGAUCCUCCUGUAUUUCAUCGUGAUAUUAAAGCAAGCAACAUACUAUUGGACUCUAAAUUUCAUGCUAAAGUAGCUGAUUUUGGCAUCUCAAGAUUGGCCCCUGUACCGGACAAGGAUGGAAGCAUACCUGGCUAUGUAUCAACUGUUGUAAAGGGCACGCCAGGUUACCUUGAUCCAGAGUAUAUUCUAACUCAUCAGCUGACAGACAAAAGUGACGUGUACAGUCUUGGGGUUGUAUUCCUAGAACUUCUGACUGGGAUGCGACCAAUUUCACAUGGCAAAAACAUUGUAAGAGAGGUUAGAAAUGCUUGUCAAUCGGGAUUGAUGUUCACACUUGUCGACAACCGCAUGGAAUUUUAUUCUUCAGAAUGUGUGGAAAAAUUCAGUUCUUUAGCAAUACAAUGUUGCUCAGAUGAGACUGAUGCAAGGCCAUCAAUAUCGGAGGUUGUGGCUGAGUUGGAGUGCAUACUUCAAAUGUUGGGAGAUGAUAGUUCACAUGAGGCUCCUGCAACAGGUUCAAUUAAGACAGUCUCAAGCUCAUCUUUGUUAUCAGAAAGUUCAGGUACGGAACCUCUUGUCAGCGGCUCAAUCUCUACCAUUACAGGUCAUUGACACCACCGCAGUUAAUAUCCAUCCAUGUUUAUUUUGCUAUAUUCUUCAAAAAAAAAAAAAAAUCACACCUUUCUUCCAAGUUCAAAUUAGAGAUCGAGAUAGAAAAGAAAGCGGUAUACUAUCGGUAGGAAUUAUGAAAAAGUGGAUGCAACACUUUUGAUGAUUAUCUAUACGGAAUUUAAAAAAUCAUCAUAUUAACUGGGGGCGUGGGUUGAUGAGAAUAAUGAUUAAAUUACUAAUGUUACUAACACACUCCCUAUUUGUACUUUUGUAAA
This is a messenger RNA of Zingiber officinale, 3568 nucleotides long. RefSeq names its product probable LRR receptor-like serine/threonine-protein kinase At1g06840. Lineage: Eukaryota; Viridiplantae; Streptophyta; Magnoliopsida; Zingiberales; Zingiberaceae. Gene Ontology annotation, biological process: protein phosphorylation. The transcript is spliced from 20 exons. The coding region runs from base 651 to 3293 and encodes 880 amino acids. The record is from RefSeq and is a predicted model, not a curated record. Gene Ontology annotation, molecular function: protein kinase activity; protein binding; ATP binding.